Molecule: messenger RNA, 230 nt
Organism: Paraglomus occultum
Lineage: Eukaryota; Fungi; Glomeromycota; Glomeromycetes; Paraglomerales; Paraglomeraceae
Source: the annotation of a GenBank genome assembly
CCUCCUGGGGUAGUUUUGAAGGAGCAUCCAUGUUGAGGAGUUAUACUAACCGUCUUCCCUCUUUCGCUUGCGAGAGCCAGGUUCAACGGCGGCGAUUUGCUCGACAUCUUGAGGGUGAUUAUAAGCAAAGUUAUGUGUCAGAAAUGGAAAGCGAAAGCGAGCAGCGUCAGAUAAAUGAGGCAGAACGGAUGGCAAACAUAUUUGCUGCACCCAAAUCCAAUUCCUCAUAG